UCAGUGUUUUUCUGGAGUGAAAACAGUAACGAUGUUUUUUAAAUUGGUUUGCUUGUGCUCAGUGGCGGCUUGCGCCCUAGCGAAGCCGGCCUCGACCGACGUCGUCCCGUUGGAGAACCGGCAGCCGACUGUGAUCCCGAUUAUUUCCCAGUCUGAGGAGUUGGAACAGAAUGGAACAUAUAAGUUCAGUUACGAAACCGGCAAUGGUAUCAAACGUGAAGAGGUUUCAUACGAUAAAGUGGUGCCCAAAGCGAAGGGCCGCUCUGCUGGUGGCAGCGAAGAAAACGGUAGCGACGNCAGCGACGAGAGUGAUGAAAUCCACGUUCAGCAAGGAUCAUACUCGUACACUGCCCCAGAUGGCACUGUAAUCACAGUCAGGUACAUCGCUGAUGAAAAUGGCUUCAGGCCAAUUGGUGAUCAUCUUCCCAAAGCGCCCGCUUUCGUGCAGCAACAGAUCGAUGCCAGUGCCAAGGAAAAGUCCGGUCGUGCUCUAAAUGCUGACAGCGCCGCAGCUCCCUCAGCCCCAGUAGAAAAAGCUCAAGCCGCCCCAGGCGCAGCCGAACCCACCCCUAAAGAAGUUGAGUCAAGAAUCAAACCAGAAGCACCCGCAGCUGAAUCGUCUCCAGUUUCAACGCAGGCCCCAGAAUCAUCUACCACUGAAGCCGCUACAACAGCUGCCUCAGAAGAAUCUUCAUCAACAACUACCGCUAGCUCCUCUGAAUCAUCUUCAACAACUGCUGCAUCAGAAGUUAGUUCAACUACUGCCUCUGAGGAAUCAUCGUCAACUCCAGCCCAGACCACUACAGAGGCAGCAUCGAGCGAAGCUGCCUCAACCUCAGAAGCAACUACAACUGAAGCAGCUAGUUCAACAACCACCGCGGCCUAAUUUUAAAUACUGAUUCCAUUGAUUUGGUGCCAUCACUAUUUUUAUGCGUUCUAAUCCUACUACAAUAUCCUAUUAUAAAUUAAGUUUGUUACGGGUGAACUGGAUUUCAAGUUGAUCGUGAUACAAUCAAUUUGUCGAGUCAAUUUAU
This is a messenger RNA of Ostrinia furnacalis (Asian corn borer), 1034 nucleotides long. Its product is annotated as putative protein TPRXL. Gene Ontology annotation, cellular component: chitin-based extracellular matrix. NCBI's taxonomy places the organism in Eukaryota, Metazoa, Arthropoda, Insecta, Lepidoptera, Crambidae. The coding region runs from base 32 to 886 and encodes 284 amino acids. The record is from RefSeq and is a predicted model, not a curated record. Gene Ontology annotation, molecular function: structural constituent of chitin-based larval cuticle. The transcript is spliced from 3 exons.